This is a messenger RNA of Penicillium verhagenii, 1647 nucleotides long. Its product is annotated as putative amino acid permease. Gene Ontology annotation, cellular component: membrane. The transcript is spliced from 9 exons. Lineage: Eukaryota; Fungi; Ascomycota; Eurotiomycetes; Eurotiales; Aspergillaceae. Gene Ontology annotation, molecular function: transmembrane transporter activity. Gene Ontology annotation, biological process: transmembrane transport. The record is from RefSeq and is a predicted model, not a curated record. The coding region runs from base 1 to 1647 and encodes 548 amino acids.
AUGGCGCAAGAGGACCUCGUGGUCGACGGUCGCGAAGACCUGCAUAUCGGUGGUGAGCGCGUUUCUAAUGAAAACGAAGCCAAGGAUGAUGCGGCUUUGCUGCAAACCAUGGGCUAUAAGCCGGUGCUUCACCGAACUUACACGCUCUUUGAGAACUUCUCAACCACUUUCGCUGCGCUUUACUUCGUCGGUGGUGUGCGCGUAACCUACAGUACCGGUAUUGCGGCAGGUGGAAACCUGGCCUACUGGACUAGCUACUUGGUCACUUUAGUCUUCACUUUUAUCACCGCGUCUGUCAUUGCCGAGGUUUGCUCUGCUUCUCCCUCCGCGGGAUCUAUCUAUCUGUGGGCCGCUGAAGCUGGUGGCCCCCGGUAUGGUCGUUUGCUAGGAUUUAUUGUUGCAUGGUGGAGUACCACGGCAUGGACCACCUUCUGUGCCAGUAACACUCAAGCUGCUGCAAACUACAUGCUUGCUGAACUUACUGUGUUCAACGUCGACUUCCCUCAAGACACCGAUAGUGUCAAGUUCCGCGCUGUGCAAUGGGUCUGUACUGAGGUUUUCCUUGCCUUGGCUGCUCUCCUGAACUUCAUGCCUCCCCGUUACUUCAGGUAUGUCUUCUGGGUGUCAUCUGGGUUUGUGAUGUUGGACUUCUUCCUCAACCUUAUAUGGUUGCCCAUUGGUGCUGCCAACACUUGGGGCUUCCGGACAACCCACGAGGCUUUCAUGACAACUUACAACGGAACCGGUGCCCCCGAGGGCUGGAACUGGUGUCUUUCUUACCUGGCUACGGCCGGUAUCCUGAUCGGCUUCGAUGCCUCUGGUCACGUUGCUGAAGAGACUAAGAACGCCUCGAUCACCGCCGCCCGUGGCAUUUUCUGGAGUACCGUCGUUAGUGGUAUUGGCGGCCUGGCCACCAUUAUCUUGUUCUUGUUCUGUUCGCCCACCGCCGACGUUCUCAUGGGUUUCGGCUCCCCGCAGCCUUUUGUUCCCUUGUACGCGGUCGUCUUAGGCCAAGGUGGCCACAUUUUCAUGAACAUCGUGUGCAUUAUCGCACUUUGGCUGAACACUGCUAUCGCUAUCAUUGCUGCCUCUCGUCUCGUCUUCGCUGUCGCCCGUGAUGGUGUCCUCCCUUUCUCGGGAUGGGUCUCCAAAAUCCACGAUGGUCAGCCUCGAAACGCUGUUAUCGUAGUCUGGGGUGUUGCAGCUCUUAUUUCCUGCACCAUCCUGCCUUCGAAUGUGGCUUUCACUUCCCUCGUUUCAGCUGCCGGUGUACCCAGUGCUGCUGCCUAUGGUCUCAUUUGUCUUGGACGCCUCUUCUGUACCCCUGACCGGUUCCCCAAACCACAGUGGAGUCUUGGCCGUUGGAGCAAGCCCUUCCAGUUUAUUGGCGUCUUCUGGAACGGCUGGGUUGUGGCUGUUCUUUUCUCACCUUAUGAGUGGCCUGUCACGGCGGCUAACUUGAACUACGCCCCCAUCAUCAUGGCUUGUGUUACGAUCAUCGCCUUGGCCUGCUACUUCAUCAUGCCUGAGAGCGCUUGGCUCCCGAAUGAGCGGAUCACGCAUUUCAUCGACUCGAAGGGUGCCACUAACACGGUCGAGGAGGUCGACUCCUCGAUCCAGGGCGAGCCAAAUGCCGACCGGACGUGA